AUGCUCCUAAUUGUAGUCGACGCAUACAGCAAGUGGCUCGAAGUGCGCACCACGCGGAACAUACAGUCGCCGACACUGAUCGAGGAACUGCGAAACCUGUUCGCAACUUUCGGCAUUCCCGAAAGGGUGGUCACGGAUAACGGUCCGUCCUUUGUUUCUGCGGAAAUGGAAGAAUUUCUGAAGAAGAAUCGGGUGACGCACAUCACAAGUGCACCCUAUCAUCCGGCCACGAAUGGGCAAGCCGAAAGAAUGGUGUAUGAAACGAAACAGGCACUUGCAAAGGAUCAGUCGGGUACAUUUGCGUGCAGGCUGGCUCGUUUUCAGCUGAAACAGCACACCACCGUUUCAGUAACGACGGGCAAAACGCCAGCUGCACUCAUGUUCGGCCGCGAGCUCUCAACGGCACUGACACGCAUUCAGCCGCGACCAGCUGAGAGGGUGACCACUGACCACAACGUUUCUAAAUCGCCAAGAAAGGUAGCCAUCGGGCAACAAGUCUUUUUCCGCAACUUUGCAGGAAGUCCUGCUUGGGUUGGCGGAACCGUGUUAAAGAGACUCGGACAUCGAUCUUGGCUAAUCAAGUCAAGAAGCGGAACGGUUCGUCGGCACCUUGAUCACAUAAAGCCAGGUGCAGAGGCCUACCCGAGAGAAGAUUCGCCGCGGAACGAUCAAACGAACGGACCAGUAGCAAGUGUUCAACAAGACACAGUGCCGGCUCCGUACGUGAUCUCGCUCCCAGCGGAAGCGCCGCCGCCGCAUGAUCUGCCCACAACGCCCGACUCCGAGCAUAGCGAAGCUGAGGCCGGGCUGGACACUUGUGCGACGCAAGCUCGCGAUGACCAACCCAGCGGGUCCGCGCAGCACCAAGGUGCGCCUAGGCCCCAACGUGAUCGGCGUCCACCUGACCGAUACAGUGACCCCGUCUAA
Molecule: messenger RNA, 927 nt
Organism: Rhipicephalus sanguineus (brown dog tick)
Lineage: Eukaryota; Metazoa; Arthropoda; Arachnida; Ixodida; Ixodidae
Exons: 1
Coding region: 1-927 (308 amino acids)
Biological process (GO): DNA integration
Molecular function (GO): nucleic acid binding
Source: RefSeq, a predicted model, not a curated record